Molecule: messenger RNA, 1321 nt
Organism: Spodoptera exigua (beet armyworm)
Lineage: Eukaryota; Metazoa; Arthropoda; Insecta; Lepidoptera; Noctuidae
Source: the annotation of a GenBank genome assembly
GUGUUUUUUUAUCAACUUGCGGUUAUCAUGUGCGGUCAGUGCGAACUUAUUUGAGCUUUACAUCCUUUGUUUAGGUAUCUUCGACGACGCGUACGCUUACGCCCGAAUAGUAGUAGUACCUCGUACUAUAAACAAGCAACCGUAGUAUUUAUAAUGGAUGGCGAAAGGAAAAUCCACAUGAGCGAAGGUGUCCCCUUGAACUCACCAGGUGCGGCUAACAUUUUUCUGAAUACUGGCAAAAAUACAAAAGUAAAUUCACCCGAAGGGACUGUCAUACAUCUCAACACAGAGAAACCGUCAGACCUCGGCGUGCAUAUAAAUACGACGUUCUCAAUAGCGUCUUCCAAGAAAAUAAAGCUUUUGUUCGUGUUGAAUUUUUUGUUAAGCGUUAUAUGUAUGGUAUUAAGUUGUUCGAUAGCGUUCUACUACUGGAAUGAAAUGAUAUCGAUGAGGAGACAGCUGGACCUGAUAAACGAUCAUUUUAUCUUACACAACUUGAACCAGGACAGAGGGGUACAGAGUGCACUGGUGGCCCGUCCAAGGCCGCCGGCUGACGGCGACGCGCGGGAGCCGAGAGCAAGGGCCUUUAAUGACGAUGACACUCAACAAACUGCAAAAAAAUUCUAUGUCGAAGAUCUAGGGGAAGACUUGUUGUUGAUAGACUCCAAGAAAAAAAAAUUAGGCAAAGGCAAUGUUCCAAUUUAUGACUUGACCAUCCUACAAAAAGAAUUAGUUGUGGCUCAAUUUAAUGGUGGUCAGAAAGAAGUUAACUUGGGAACCCAAUCAAUUAUGGGUCCCUGGAUACGCGAUGAGGAGGUGUCUUCGAAGAACAGCGUUGACAAGUUCGAGCUGACGAACAAUUACGUCACGAUUAAGGAAGGCGGCCUCUAUUUAAUUUAUGCUCAGGUGGUGUACCUAACACAAUCCCCGAACUGCUACUACAUAUGGGCGCGUCAAACGGGGAAGGAUCCCCGUCUACUAUCAACCUGCGCCACUGGAGACGACUCGAGCAACCGUCCGCUCAGCAAAUCUCAAAUGUCAUGCUCCGUGCAAACAGUAGCAAGACUAUACAAAGGAGACACAGUCAACAUUGCCCAGAGAGAACCCAACAGAACAGUGUGGCUUCGACCAGGGUACAGCUACUUCGGUUUCGUAAAACUUAGUUCCUAAUAGGCUGUGAAUUAGUAAGGUAAGGGUUAAGAAGGUAUUUCGAAUGGAGCCCCGACUCCAUGAGUCAAGUGAUGUUACGCAAACAGUUACACAGAGUAAUAGCGGUGAUUUUAAUAGGGUCAGUACUGUGACAGUGAUUUUUUAAUGUACG